AUGGCACCCGGAUCUACCACCAUGUCUCGAGCUCGUCUCUAUUUGACGGUUCCCUGCGAUUCUGAAGGCAGCGAUGCAGAAGCUCCCACCGAGGCCCCAUGCCAACUUUCCAUCGAGCGACUAUUCGAGAGCUUGCCAAAUCCAGCGACCAAUGACAGAUACCCCGACCAGGAGCAAGAUCGCCAGUACAACAGAGCUCUCUGGCUGUUCCUGGAAGAAGAAAAAGGGCCGGCCGAGCAUGACAACGAGUGCCAACGGCUCAAGGCAGUUGCUAACAACGUAUUGAGAAGCAAGAACCCCCAUGGUGUUCGCGUCGCGUUUAUCGAUGGUAUUGCACCUAUGGCUAUAGACAUGUCCAAAUACGAUGCCGAAUCAGCCAAGUCACGAUACCUUGCACAAUGCAAGUGGAUACUGCAGGGGAGAAAGGACCACGAUGCUUACGACGAGAACUUAUCAGAUCCGGACCCAGAUGAAGACAGCGACGUAGAAUACUCCCAACUCCCUAAGAAACUCACCACGCAGAAAACAUGUGCCUACUGUAACCGCGAAGGGCGCCAAUUCUGUUGCAAAGAUUGCGUGGAGGCAGACGGUUCUCACGUGAUCUUCGGGACUGGUUACUGUCGUAGGAGAUGCGAGGUGCUCGAUAAGGAGGACCACAAGCCCAUCUGUUCCAUGCGCCAGCGUUUUGUGCGAAGUGUGCGCCUUAUGAGACUCAUUCUCCUGAUCAUAGAGAAUCGGCAGACCAACCUCUCCCUAGAGGCUUCUUACGAGCGCGACGGCAUGAUAUUCUUGAAAGAGAAGCCUCGCCACUUCGCGGCCAUGCGAGGAGACAACUUGCUCGGCGAAUUCGACGAGGAUUCCGUGCAAGAGAAACACAUAAAGGCGGCCCUACAAGAUCAGUAUCUCCCGGACUUGCCCUUCAUGAUGUUGAGUUCGACUCAGCGAUGGCUUUGGAAAGGUCUCGUCGAGAACAUUGAACAAUACACCAUCUUGGUCAAGAAUGCUCAUCGUCCCAUCGUCCGCCAUACCAUACACGAUACCCUCGAGUCCAGCAUGUUGCGGCCUCAUACCGUCUUUCGCGUCACUCUACGCACCGGAGAGCAGUUUGCGGUGGAUUACGCGGCAGACCGAUUCGGCUGGUCUGGACCUAUCACGCUUUGGGAUCACUUUGCGGUACAUCGAGUGAAACGAGUGAUUAGAAUAACGUUCCCGGGAGCUUACGAGCGGGAUCCGGCAACGAUGGUACCAGCUUACCUCCCCUCGAAGAAGAAGGCUUAUCUGCAUACUAUGUUCCUGCGUCUGGUCCAGACCGAAGUGAGCCAGCUUCUACGGGGAGCACAUCCAGAUGUAUCGUUCGACAAUGCCCUCAGCCCAUCGAUUACCGAUCCGGUCUGGGAAGAUAUCAAGGAGAAUUUCAUAGAAUAUACCCGACUACUCUGUGAUAGCGGAUUCACAAAAAGGUUGAUCACCGCUUUGCGUAUUAAAUGCCGAACAUAUCUCAACGCCAACUUCGAGGAGUGCGUCGAGCACCACGACAAAGAUUCCGAACGCCUGGCGAAUGUCUGGUUUGACGAGGACCGGGUCGCGUGGGUUAAGACUAAUAUCCCGGAUGACAUUGGAGUCUUGAAGAACGUAUGGAAUGAUUGGCUAUCUCACCACGGUGUUCGUUUCAAGAAUCCUGUGCCUUCUCCUAUCGAGAUUGAGGACGGUGCUUCAGUUUUUGAGGAGUAGGUCAAGGGAUAGUGUACCUCUUUUAGGACGUCAUGUUUCGACGUUAUGGAUUCAGGGGGGAGGCGGUAUAACGAUAAUUCUGUAUAGGUGAAUACCUAGGAAUACCUAGGUGAAUAUCUAGGUAACCACCUUGGCAUAGGAGAUAAUCGGCUUUGCUCUUUGUUGCAUGGCCGCAGUUGUUAGUCCCGGAAUAAUUGGCUGUUGC
Daldinia vernicosa is the source of this 1936-nucleotide messenger RNA. RefSeq lists its product as uncharacterized. Bases 1 to 1731 code for a protein of 576 amino acids. The record is from RefSeq and is a predicted model, not a curated record. The transcript is spliced from 2 exons. Lineage: Eukaryota; Fungi; Ascomycota; Sordariomycetes; Xylariales; Hypoxylaceae.